This is a messenger RNA of Acanthisitta chloris (rifleman), 1974 nucleotides long. RefSeq names its product protein phosphatase 1 regulatory subunit 12B-like. The transcript is spliced from 17 exons. Gene Ontology annotation, biological process: signal transduction. Lineage: Eukaryota; Metazoa; Chordata; Aves; Passeriformes; Acanthisittidae. The record is from RefSeq and is a predicted model, not a curated record. Gene Ontology annotation, molecular function: protein binding; phosphatase regulator activity; enzyme inhibitor activity. Gene Ontology annotation, cellular component: Z disc; cytoplasm; A band. The annotation marks the transcript as partial.
GCCUGUAUCGAUGAGAACCUGGACAUGGUGAAGUUCCUGGUAGACAAUGGAGCCAAUGUGAACCAGCAGGACAACGAGGGCUGGACCCCUCUGCAUGCAGUGGCGUCGUGUGGCUACCUGAACAUAGCAGAAUACCUGAUCAGUCACGGAGCCAAUGUGGCUGCAGUGAACAGCGAGGGGGAGGUCCCAUCAGACAUUGCUGAGGAAGCAGCCAUGAAGGAUCUGCUGCUGGAGCAAGUGAAGAAACAAGGGGUCGACCUAGAGCUGUCCAGGAAGGAGGAGGAGCAGCAGAUGCUGCAGGACGCUCGGCAGUGGCUCAAUAGUGGGAGGAUUGAGGAUGUGAAGCAGCCCCGGACAGGAGCCACAGCUCUGCACGUUGCUGCAGCCAAGGGCUACUCUGAAGUCAUGAGGCUCCUGAUCCAGGCUGGCUUCAAUCUGAACGUGCAGGACAAUGAUGGUUGGACUCCACUCCAUGCUGCUGCACACUGGGGAGUGAAGGAGGCAUGUUCCAUCCUGGCUGAGGCUCUGUGUGACAUGGACAUCAGGAACAAGCUGGGCCAGACACCCUUCGACGUGGCUGACGAGGGCCUCGUGGAGCAUUUAGAGAUGCUGCAGAAGAAACAGACUGUGUUGCGAAGUGAGAAGGAGACGAGGAAUAAGCUGAUUGAAGCUGACAUGAAUGGGAAGCCUCAGAGCAGACUCUUCACCAACAAAGAGAAGAUUCUCUAUGAGGAAGACACACUGAAGUCCCUGGAGAUGGAGGAGGAGAACAAGGAUUCGAGCAGUUCCAGCUCUGAAGAGGAAGAAGCUGAAGAUGAAGUGUCAGAAUCAGAUGCUGAAAAGGAGUCGGAGAGGAAAGAGGAGCCCUUUGCCAACCACUCCAGCAGGGAGUCCAGGCCCAGCACCACUGAGCCACCACCUGAGCCAAACUCCUUCACUGCAACUGCCAGAAGAUUCAGUUGGCUCAGCAAGUCUGAGGAGCAGAAGGAUGAGUCUCCCUCGUCGUGGCGCCUGGGGCUGAGGAAGACAGGCAGCCACAACAUGCUCAGUGAGGUUGCUGCCACCAGGGAGGCACAGAGGGACAAGAGUGCCUCCAUCUACCGUUCCUCGUCCAGUCCUCGGAUAUCUGCACUGCUGGACAACAAGGAAAAGGACAAAGACACCAAGAGCUACCUUGCCACCAUAGCCCCCAGAAGGCUGAGCAGUACCAGUGAUAUAGAAGAAAAAGAAAACAGAGAGUCAGCUGUGACCCUGGUGAGAAGUGGCUCCUACACGCGGCAGCCCUGGAGGAACGAGUCCAAGGAAAACGAAGCUCCUCACUCUGGGGCACCUACUACCUAUGUAUCUACCUACUUGAAAAGGUCAUAUCUGACGCCGGUGCGGGACGAGGAAGCAGAGUCCCUGCGGAAGGCUCGGUCCAGGCAGGCUCGGCAGACACGCAGGUCCACCCAGGGUGUGACCCUGACAGACCUGCAGGAGGCUGAGAGGACCUUCAGCCGGUCCCGGGCAGAGCGACAGGCACAGGAGCAGCAGAGUGAGAAGGCUGAGAGCACUGAGCCCGAGGACAGCGGCGAGAGGCAGGAGAGCAGGGCACGGUGGGGCAGGAACACGGAUGAGGAGAGCAUCUACCGGCGGCUGCGGUGCCCAGCACAGCCCGACAAACCCACCAGCCCUGUCUCCCCUUCCACAGCAGCUCCUCUGCUCUACACAACUUCAUACCUGACUCGAACAAACAAAUACCUUGACUCUGUGAACCCAGCAGACUUCAGAGGGGCAGCCACAGAGAUGGAGAAAAAUGAGUGUGAAGAUCAGGACUCAGACGACAGAUCCCUGAGCAAACAGUCGAUCCGAGAGCGGCGGCGGCCGAAGGAGAGGAGGAGAGGCACCGGCAUCAUCUUCUCCACAAAAGAUGAUGAUGAUGAAGUUGAUGGAAAUGAGGAAGUGAAGGAAACUCGGUAUGGUCUGUAUUUCUGA